CUCACUUGCUCCACAGAGAGCAGAAAUCUCACAGCAAAAGCAAAACCUUUCCAACCCUUUCUUACUUUGUCUUACACUGGAACAUUUAUGAACGAUAAACUAGCACAUGCUUUUACUCAUCAACUUCUUGAUCACUUGUUAACCUAAUCUCACAAUACAGUAUGUCACUCCCUGAAUGGACUUAAUUGUACGUUUGGAGCCAAGAUUACGACUGGAUUCUCCCAUGAUGGAAGAUGAUGUGAUCGGAAUUGGACGACCCUUAUUGUUUAGCUUUUGUUUUUUAUUCUCUUGGUCCCUCAACAGUUGCGUUGGAUUCGCACUGAAGGACUGUCGAAUAAGCAAGGACAACGCCAUUUGUUCGGCCAGCAAUCUACAAGCUGUCCCUGGGGACAUCCCGGCAUCGGUCAAAACCUUUGACUUGGCUGUGAACAAAAUAUCUAAGAUCCGAGCGGGUGAUUUCAUCAAUUACACGGCCCUGUUGCAGUUAGACCUAAAACGCAACCACAUUUCCCAGAUAGAAAAAGGUUCCUUUACCAGCCUGCGCUCACUCCGAAAGUUAAAUCUGAAUAAUAACCGUCUGGCACAACUGGGAGAUGUUUUUGGUGGUUUGAGCAACCUGACCGAGCUAAGACUAAUGAGCAAUGACAUUACAACUGUGGCCCCUUCCUCCUUUCAGCCCCUGACAAAUUUGACUGUCUUGGACCUGUCGUUCAACAAAUUGAAGCACUUGACAAAGGUUCACUAUGCAUUACAACAUUUACCAAAUCUGCAGUAUCUGUUCAUUAGGAAAAUCGGUUUAACCAUUUUCCAGUCCUGGGAACUGACCAACAGCACAGUGGGCCUAGCAUACCUUGACAUGUCUCAGAAUUACAUCGAUGUCUUCAGUAUCAGCGCAGAUGUUUUCCAAAACCUCACUUGGCUGAAUAUCGGCGGUUCUCAGAGAAAGCAGAAGUUGUCAUGGGAGAUUGGUGAGCCGGCGGGACUCAGCCGGGUAACCACGCUGGAUAUCAGUGGACUUCACUUGGCACAGAAAGAUGCCAGAGCGCUUUUCCAGAGCUUAAACUUCUCGCUGAGCACUCUAAGGAUGAACACGAUGAAAUGCAACCUCAGAGAGCUGCUCAACAUGUCCUGCACCAUCCCGACACUAACACAGUUGCAAAUCAGACGCAACACACUUCGGCAGGUCGAUUCCCGUUUGCUACGGCUGUGCUCCUCCGUCACCAACUUGGAUUUAGCUGACAAUCGCAUUCAAAACAUGUUCAACGACUCUUUCAGAGCACUUCAAGGUCUGAAGAGGUUGACGCUCAGCCGAAACAGGCUCGCGUUGGUCCCACCUGCCGUUAGGAAUUUGACGAGACUUCUGGAACUGGACCUGAGCUCCAACAACAUCAGCUCUCUCGGGUGUCAAGAUUUUGCGGAGCUCGGCAACCUCAGAGUGCUCGGCCUUGAUCAGAACUCCAUCUCGACUGUGAAUCAGUGUGUGUUCAAGGAUCUGACCAAACUUGAGGUCCUCAAACUGCAGAUAAACCAAAUUACUGACUUGAACAGCGCUUUUAAAAUAUACUUGCCAAAUCUUAGACAGCUGAAACUGGAUCAGAAUAAACUUACCGCAAUUCGACUGGGAGACUUUGAGGGCUUGCGGUCUAUCCAGAACUUAUCAAUGCAGAGAAAUCAACUCCGCAAGCUUGAAAAUGGUUCAUUUGUCGGCCUAACGAUGCUCACAGACAUUCUGCUGCAAUCCAAUGAGAUCCAAGAGACCGACAUAACCGCAGGUGUGUUCAACGAUCUCAUUAGUUUAAGAAAGUUGAGUUUAUUGGACAAUCGCAUCAAGUACAAAAGCAGUUCAGCAUUGCCCUCGGCGCCGUUCUCUCGACUUUCUCGCCUGGAGACUUUGGCCAUGGCGGGACAACACAGCAGGGGCAGGUUCCAGCUGCCUCGCAACUUCCUGCAAGGUUUGACCAACCUUCUGAUUUUUGACGCCAGGAAUGUCCACCUUACGUCCUUGCACCAAGACACGUUCAAGUACACACCUCGGCUUCAGAAGCUUGACAUCAGUUCAAAUGAGCUCACAGAUGUCUCCCCCAGGUUGUUUGAUCCUAUCCAGGAUCUCCGAAGCCUCUACAUUUCAAGAACCUCUCUUCUGUCACUAGAUUUCCUAAAUGAUGCCAACCUUACCAACCUAGAGUUCCUACAAGCACGAAGGAACCAGUAUUCUGUCAUCACAAAGGAACAAAUGGGAGCCCUUCCUGCUCUGGUGUAUUUGGAUCUUCAAGGGAACAGUUUCUUAUGUGCCUGCGACAACACCUGGUUCCUCCAGUGGUUGAACAAAACAGAAACCCAAGUGUUUGACGCCUAUAACUUUGUAUGCAACUACCCCCAGCACCUUAAAGGCAUAAAGCUGCUGGACCUUGACGUUCGAUCCUGCUCGAUAGACGUGGAGUUCAUCUACUUCAUCUCCACCACAUGCGCCAUCCUCCUUUUUCAGCUGGCGGCCUUCACCUACCACUUCCUGCGAUGGCAGCUGGCCUACGCCUACCACCUCUUCCUGGCUCUGCUCUACAAGAGGAAAUUCAGGAACAGGCAGCCCGAGUGUCUCUACGACGCCUUCGUGUCUUACAACACGCACGACGAAGACUGGGUCUUCAGGGAGCUGCUGCCCAAACUUGAGGAAGAGCAGGGCUGGAAGUUGUGCCUGCACCACCGAGACUUUGAGCCAGGGAAGCCCAUCAUUGACAACAUCACACAGGCCAUCUAUGCCAGCAGAAAGACAAUCUGUGUGAUCAGUCGCAGAUAUCUGGAGAGCGAGUGGUGCUCCAGAGAGAUUCAGGUGGCCAGCUUUCGCCUGUUUGACGAGCACAAGGAUGUUCUCAUCCUGGUCUUCCUGGAGGACAUUCCCGUCUGGGAGCUGUCUCCUUACUACCGCAUGAGGAAGCUGUUGAAGAAGUGGACCUUCCUGAGCUGGCCCCGGGCGGCCCAGUGCACCGACCUCUUCUGGGAGAAGCUCCGGCAGGCUCUGAAGACCAGAAACAACGUGGGCGGGGAACUGUUGCUCCUCACCGUGAAGGACAGCACGUGAUGAACAUGAUGAGGUGGAGGUAAUGAAGGCGGAGAUACGUAGAACUGGCUUUUGUAUUCUCUUAGGCUGGAUUUACACGGCAAGUUCAAGAGCCGAAUUUCAAUUUAAUGCCUAUAUAGUGAACACCUACUGUAUAUCACUGUUCAUCUUUCGCGGCUUUUUAAGCGAUCUAUUUUUUCAUGGGUUUUAUUUUCACAGUAUACAAGCAAGCCAGAAUUUAGAGUUCAGUGUAGUACCACGUUGUGCCACAACAUGCCGGGCGGCACUGAGCUCUACUGAAUUUUGAUGGGGCGUAAUUAAGAGAAGAGAAGAAGAAACAGAAAAGGUCCCCGAGCGAGAGGCUACAGCUAUAUGCCUGUGAGGCAUAUAAUCGGUUUCGUAGAACGUUUUGGUGUUUAAAUGUACAAUGCUUAAUUCUCUUUUGUGAUGCUGCGCCGUGUGUGUUCAAGUAGCAGUUGUGUGAAGUUUUUAUAGUGACAUAUAUGACAUCUAAGCUAAUUUCUCUUAGCCCGUCUAUGUCGUUUCACGUAAUAUGUUAGCAUUAAGCUAGCAAAGUUGCCUUAAUAUACGGUUUGGUGGAACAUUUUGGUGUUCAAAUAUAUCCAUCCAUCCAUUUUCUGAGCCGCUUCUCCUCACUAGGGUCGCGGGCGUGCUGGAGCCUAUCCCAGCUGUCAUCGGGCAGGAGGCGGGGUACACCCUGAACUGGUUGCCGGCCAAUUGCAGGGCACAUACAAACAAACAACCAUUCGCACUCACAGUCACACCUACGGGCAAUUUAGAGUCUCCAAUUAAUGCAUGUUUUUGGGAUGUGGGAGGAAACCGGAGUGCCCGGAGAAAACCCACGCAGGCAAGGGGAGAACAUGCAAACUCCACACAGACGGGGCCGGGGAUUGAACCCGGGUCCUCAGAACUGUGAGGCUGACGCUCUAACCAGUCGCCCACCGUGCCGCGUGUUCAAAUAUACAAUAUUUAAUUCUCCUUUGUUUUAUGUGUCAGUUUUACAGUAAACUCCAUCUUGGAUUGACAAAGAAACAGCUUGAAGCAAGCCUCUUAUUUGGUGAAAUGUUCUAGCGAGAGAGUGAGAACGAAGGAAUACCUUUAAAAGUGCCACUCAUAUUACUUGUAUCAAUAAGGAAUACUUAAAAAGUGUGGUUUAAUAAUUUUAGGUGUGUUUUAAUAAGUAUAAAUGUGCUUAAAGCAUGUGGGAGCAAUAAAACUAAAAGUUUUUUUGAUCGUUUUACAUUCCAGUAAAUUGCAUUUAUGCCACAGUUGCAUUUGCAGAUGUCCGAUACGUUUUUUUGUUUUUUUUUUAAACACACAUUUAGAAGAGACCUGAUUCAGAUCUGAAGAUAGCUGAUUCCAUGGUGCUUUUUUCUUCCAUGACCCAUAUCGAGCAAAACAAUUGGAAUUGUGCCAUUUGAACCUUGAACAGUAAAUGCAGCCUUAAAUAGCUGUUCCUUACAACCGCUGUGGUUAACCAAGUUUCGAAGGACAAUUAUUCACAUGUGCGAUAACAAUCAAGUAGGCUUUCAUUCACUCUAGCAUGCUAGUACUGUGUGUGCGAAGCAAAUUCAAACUGAGUAGUCCUCAUUUUUAUCACUUACAUAAUGUGACCCAAA
Molecule: messenger RNA, 4695 nt
Organism: Phyllopteryx taeniolatus (common seadragon)
Lineage: Eukaryota; Metazoa; Chordata; Actinopteri; Syngnathiformes; Syngnathidae
Gene: tlr22
Product: toll-like receptor 22
Exons: 4
Coding region: 176-3076 (966 amino acids)
Biological process (GO): immune response; inflammatory response; toll-like receptor signaling pathway
Cellular component (GO): membrane
Molecular function (GO): protein binding; transmembrane signaling receptor activity
Source: RefSeq, a predicted model, not a curated record